AUGCAUACUUUAUCUCAAUUAAUCGUUUAUUCACUCACUGGUUCAAAUGUUGUUCCAGCAAAAAAGAUUACAAAAAUUCCUUAUAUUCCUCCUGAAAUUAUUCGUAUUAUUCUUAGUUUCUUAAGAAAUGAUAGAAAAGCACUCGCUGCUUGUGCUUUAGUCAAUCAUACUUUUAACCUUCAUGCUACAUAUCAUACUGUCGGAUUUACUUUUCCUCAUACAUUUACACUUUUCGUUAAUGCCUCAAAUGAUAUUAAAAAGCGUUGUUCUCAAAUGGUUCGUCACUUAGAUCUUUCUAGUUUCUCUACUUGUGGCUUACAAAAAAGUUCUUUCGAAACGCAAAAUAUCGUCACUCCAGACCUUUUAAUUCAUAUUCUAAAAUCUUUCCCCGAAUUAAACGCUUUUUCCGUAUCUGAAUCUUUGGAAUCUGUAAUUACCCUUGAUGUUUUGAAGGUUUUAUUUUUAGAAUGUAAAAACAUCAAAGCUAUCAACUUUUGUGGUUGCGCUAUUAGCGCUUUAGACGAAUUUUCCCGAUUAAUUGGCCGCUUUAAAAUAGAAGAAAAAAAUAUUUCUUUUCACAUAACUUCCAACCCUUUAUUAUCCCAUUUACAAAGACUCUCAUUUCAUGAAUGUCCUACUAUUUCUGAAUAUUCAAUUAUCAUACCCCUUCUCGCACAUACACCAAAUCUUACACAUCUUGAUUUGGGUGGUUGUUAUAUCAGCGAUUUAACUUUAAAUUUCUUAGCUGGAACAAAUAUUCCAACUAAAUUAUCUCAUUUAUUAUUGGCUAAAUGUAAAAAUAUUUCAUCCGAUGCUAUUUCAUCUCUUGUCUCCAAAUGUUCUCAAUUAGAAACUCUUAAUCUUUACGGUGAUACUACUGCUAUUAAAGAAUGUGAUUUAGUAACCAUACUUAAUUCACCUAAUGCAAAGAAUUUCCGAACAUUGGAUAUCGGAUCUUCGCAAAUAACACUUUUGAUUUUAGCAACUAUCAAAGAGAAUUGUCCAUCAUUACAAAGUCUUGGAAUUUCAAAAACUCAAAUUACUAACUUGAAUCUUAUUAGAGAUCUUUUAAUAUCAUUACCGAAUUUACAAUACAUUGAUCUCAUGUUUUAA
This is a messenger RNA of Dentiscutata erythropus, 1113 nucleotides long. NCBI's taxonomy places the organism in Eukaryota, Fungi, Glomeromycota, Glomeromycetes, Diversisporales, Gigasporaceae. The record is from the annotation of a GenBank genome assembly.